AUGGCAUCCUCAUUACAAAACUAUGUUAUUGCUCUCUUACUCUUAGCCACAAUUCAAUUCAAAACCAGUUCUAGCUCUUCUCAUCAUCACCACAAUCACCUAAAAUCCCUUCACUUUUCACUUUACCAACACGAGACAAUAAACAAAACAGGUUACAUCAUAGUGAAUGGUGUACAAGAAUCUGCAGGAGUCACCCAAACAACAACACCUUUUGGAACAUUAUUUGUGUUUCAAGAUCCUUUAACUCUAACCUCAAAUAGAUCCUCCAAACUAGUUGGAAUUGCUGAAGGUACUUCUAUCACCUCUAGUCUUGACGGCCUUCGAAGCAUUUCGAUUGCGAAGCUAACUAUUCGUUGGAAAGAUCAUAAGGGUUCGGUUUCUAUUGUGGGGGGUACAAACAAUGUUAAAGCUUCGGAUCAUCCUAUUGUUGGAGGAACAGAAGAUUUCAUGUUUGUUCAAGGAUAUGUUACCUCUUCACCUGUUGAUCUUACUGGUAUCACUGUUGUUUAUAAGAUCGAGUUUCAUAUUUAUUGGCCUCCAUAUGCAACUCAUUCUUCAUAA
This is a messenger RNA of Lathyrus sativus (Indian pea), 561 nucleotides long. NCBI's taxonomy places the organism in Eukaryota, Viridiplantae, Streptophyta, Magnoliopsida, Fabales, Fabaceae. The record is from the annotation of a GenBank genome assembly.